Molecule: messenger RNA, 1275 nt
Organism: Telopea speciosissima
Lineage: Eukaryota; Viridiplantae; Streptophyta; Magnoliopsida; Proteales; Proteaceae
Product: protein FLX-like 3
Exons: 5
Coding region: 119-952 (277 amino acids)
Source: RefSeq, a predicted model, not a curated record
AGUGCUUGGCGAAACCGGGGUUUUAACUUUCUUCCGAAACCAGCCACCGCCAUAUCUAUUCUCAACUGAGCUCCGAGAGUAGAACAUAGCGUGCCAGCUUCAAAGAGGAUCAGUCAUAAUGGCAGGGAGAAAUCGUAUGCCUCGACAUCCUUUGGAUGAUGGGCGGCGUGAAUUCCCACCUGAACGCUCAUUUAUUCGGGCCCCUUUGCCUCCACCACCUCAUCCUGCUCUGCUGGAGAAAGAACUUGAAAUGCAGCAUAUCGAAAUGCGUAGGCUUUUGGUUGAAAAUCGAAGACUAGCUGAGGAUCGUAUCGCCCUGCAGCAGGAGCUAGGUCUUGCGAAGGAAGAACUGCAUCGCAUGAAUAUCACCAUUGCAGAUAUUCAUGCGGAGAGAGAAGCGCAUUCUAGAGAGCUUAUUGAGAAGGGAUUGAAACUGGAAGCUGAUCUACGAGCGGCUGAGCCUUUGAAAAAUGAGGUUCUACAAUUGCGUAUGCAAGUUCAGAAGCUGGAUACCUCAAAGAAGGAUCUGGAUGUACAAGUUCAGAACAUCACAAAAGACUUGGUGAGGUUACAAGCUGAUAAUCAACAGAUUCCCAGUUUGAGGCAAGAGAUUGAUAUGCUGCACCAGGAGCUUAUGCGUGCUAGAACUGCUGUCGAGUAUGAAAAGAAGGCAAAUAUUGAGUUCAUGGAACACAGGCAGUCAAUGGAGAAGAAUUUAGUCUCCAUGGCACGUGAAAUUGAAAAGCUACAUGCAGACCUUGCAAGUGUUGAUGGUAGACCAUGGGCUGCCGGUGGAGCAUUCGGGAAAAAACUCAACAGUCCUGAUGGAGGGUUUCCUUCUGCUUAUGGGAAUGGAUAUGGGGCUCAUCUGGGUGUUGCUGACAAGGGUCCUUUUUAUGGUGCUGGCUCUGGUUCAUGGGGGCUUGAGAAUCCCCGCCCUGCACGGCGUUGAGAUCAGGAUAUUUUCCAUUUGAAAUGGACAAAGGGGACCUGCUAUUUUGUUGCUUUCUUGUUCUCCAGGACUCAAAGGUCUAGAAGUGUUAUGUUCAUCGAUAGGUGCAUGUGGCAUCAGUUAUCUUUUAAGAGAAUGUUCUUAGCAAAUUAGAAACUGUGCUCAAAUAGGAGGUGUAAUGCGCUGUUGGUUUUAUUUUGCUAAAGAAGGGUUACUGUAAACUUUAAACUAGGGUAUUUGACUCAGCUGUUCCCUAGGAGAGUAGGAGAUCUCUUAUGGAUUUCUAUUGCUGUUGACCUUGACUUAUGUUACUUAAAUAGUGC